UCCUCCUCCAUCCUCCUGCUCCUCCCUCCUCCUGCUGCUCCAUCCUCCUGGGCCAGCGGCAUUUCCGACAGCAUCUUGCCCACUCCAGCCAGCAGGUCCCCCCACCCACUUCGCCCCUCUCUUGCCGUCGGCAGUGCCAACUGCUCCUGCCGUUGAUGGACAGACUCAGGCCCCUCGCCCCCAUCCCGACAAUGCGUCGAUCUGGCCGUCUGCCCGAUGCCACCUCGCUGUUGGGCUCUUCAUCGCCAAGAUUCUCAAGGCGCAGGAGGCGGAGUCUCCUUUGGCUACUAAUCGCAGCCCUGCUCAUUUCGCUCGCUGUGCCGUGGGUCCUGUAUGUCGGCCUGGCUCGAUCGUGGUUUGCAUCAUCGAAGGGGCCCACUUGGCGGGUUGGCGGGCAUCCUCGUUUGCAUCCGGAGCUCAAGGGGGCCUAUGACGUCGCCUCCACCAUUGUCGGUGAAACUCCUCAGUUCUACACCCACACAAACGCAAAGUUGCCAGCAGCGGGAGCCGUUCUCGAGCUCACCCUCCAGGAUUUCCGGCCAGCACCCAUCAACCGGAGCCUCCUGCUCGACACUUCGUAUCUGCUGAUGCCCGAUGCGCCUUCAUUUUUCAACGAGAGAAAUGCACCUGUCCUCGAUCGCUCCUACCUGGAGAGCGGCGCCGCCCAUCCGGUGGAGUACCCCAGGAAGAUGUAUGACGUCCUCUAUCGAGAUCUCUUUCGGGCAUGGGCUGCCUUUGCCGACCAGCACCGGAUUCCCUACUGGCUCUCGCACGGAACACUGCUCGGAUGGUACUGGAACAAGCGUCGGCUGCCCUGGGACACCGAUAUCGACGUCCAAAUCUCUUGUCGGAUUCUUCCAUUUCUGAUCCCUUUCAACAACACCAAGCUGGGCGACGGCCGAUACCACAUUGUCGUCAGCCCACUCGCUUGGUAUCGGCUCCCAGACACCGCAAAUACGGUUGACAUCCGAGUCAUCGACACCCGCUCCGGCGUCUUUCUGGAUAUCAUGGCGCUGUCGAUGGUCGUCUGGAGCCCUGGCACUCUCGAGGACAAAUCUGGUCACUCGAUCAACUCGGCGCUGGUGCAGCAUAUUGUCCGGGAUGAGUUCGAGGGUAUCCCGGCAUGGGUCCCGCGAGAUCACCAGCAAGUCCUGGACUACGAGUAUGGUGUCAUGGCGAGCCACCGGGCCGUCUACCGCAACUACAUCUUUGUCUCGCCAACUUCCCAUCUGCGGUCACCCUUCAUCCCGAAUCGGAAUGUGGAGGGUGAGUGGGUCGAACUCGAUUGCACUGGUCUCUACGAAACCUAUAUCCUCGACUCUGGCUGGUUCCUCUCCCGGGCGAUGCAUGUUAGCUGGGAGAAGAAUGACACUGCCUGUGAGGUGAAUGUGACCGAGUCCGAUCUCACACCCCGGAUCGACUAUGGUGAUCGCGGUAACUACUUCAAUCUACCUCAGAGCUUUGUGCUGCGUGGCUUUUGGAUCCCCGGCCGGAUGGUUUACUGAGAAGGUUCGUCUUGUGGAUAAUGCCAAUUAUCAUUUUCGGCUCUGAGAUCCUCAACGAGCCAGUAAGGUCCUCAAGGCCU
Molecule: messenger RNA, 1585 nt
Organism: Polychytrium aggregatum
Lineage: Eukaryota; Fungi; Chytridiomycota; Chytridiomycetes; Polychytriales
Product: LicD family-domain-containing protein
Exons: 2
Coding region: 156-1505 (449 amino acids)
Source: RefSeq, a predicted model, not a curated record